AUGUUGGUUCCUCACCUUUUCGGAAAUCUUCCAUUCUUUCACCCGCAAUGGUUAUCGCUCUUGACUACAUACUCCAACGUCAUGCAGACAACCACUAUCGACGAACUCAUCGAAUCACUUGCUCGGUCCCCGCCUAUUCCAGAUCCAUCUCCAGUUGUUCAGCUUCUCCAAGCAUCAGCAUCAUCGGUUGGGACCUCAGCUGCACUACAGUCUAACUCUGAGCCGAAGUCUUUUGACAUUGAAAACUUGCUCUCUCGAUAG
Messenger RNA from Caenorhabditis briggsae, 261 nucleotides. Lineage: Eukaryota; Metazoa; Nematoda; Chromadorea; Rhabditida; Rhabditidae. The transcript has a single exon. The coding region runs from base 1 to 261 and encodes 86 amino acids. The record is from RefSeq and is a predicted model, not a curated record.